AUGGGUAACAAAUAUUGUAAGAAGUUGCAUCCAAUUAUAGCACAGGCCAAAGGAGCAUCAAAUGUGUGGAAGAAACUGGAGGCAGUGAGAGAUGAUGUAGAACAUCAAAUAUGGUGGCAAUUGAAAGGAGGUACUUCUAGCUUCUGGUUUGAUAACUGGACAAAAGAAGGUGCUUUGUACUUUGUUGAUAAUGAGCUGGUCAUUGAUGAGGAGAUAAAGGUGAGGGAAUUUACAUCUGAUGGGGAGUGGAAUUUUCCAAAAUUACAGGAAUUUCUUGCUGAAGAAACUGUGGAAUACAUACAAGAUACCAUUAGUCCAAAGCUGAUUCAAGCUAAUAAUGAUAAAGCUUGGUGGAUGGGUGAAACAAAUGGAAAAUUUACAGUCAAAAGUGCAUGGGAGGAAACUAGACUAAAGCAAGAUAGUCUUGAAGCUUAUAGAUAUAUCUGGUUGAAAGGAUUGCCUAUUAAAAUAAGCUUCUUUUUAUGGAGAGUUUGGAAGAGGUGCAUAACAACUGAUGACAAGCUUAAGAGAAUGCAUAUCAAUAUUGUCUCAAGAUGCUGGUGUUGUCAAGAGCAUAAGCAGGAAACCAUGUCCCAUUUUUUUCUAACUUCUCCAAUAACUUUCAAGCUUUGGAAACAGUUUGCUUUUUAUGUAGGUUUUAAUAUAGAAGGUCGCCAUUUGCAGCAUAUCAUUAUUCUAUGGUGGAAAGCCAAUGCACCUUCAAAGCUACAAGGGAUAUUUCAAGCCAUGCCAGCUAUCAUUAUGUGGGAGAUCUGGAAAAGAAGAAACUCAAUCAAACAUGGAAAACAUAUAUCAUAUAGCAGAAUGGUAUACCAGGUUCAACAAACAGUACAUCACCUGAUCAGAGUGAAGUAUCCUUGGUUCUGCAGAAUUCCACCAGACUGGCCUGCUGUUAUAGACCUGUUGAGCAACUACAAGCCAAAACUGCAUUACUGCAAGGUUAUAUGGAAAAUGCCACAGCAUGGAUUGAAGUGUAAUAUAGACGAAGCUUCUCAAGGUAAUCCAAGAAUCAGCUCAUAUGGAUUUUGCAUCAGAAAUGACAGAGGAAAUCUUGUUUAUGCUCAGGCCAAGCAGAUUGGCUUGACCUCAAACAUGAUGGCAGAAACAAUAGCUAUCCAGGAAGCUAUGAAAUAUUGUUUAGGUAAUAACAUUCAAAAUGUUACAUUGGAAACUGAUUCAUUGGUUCUAAAAAACAUACUACAAGAUGUUUGGAAGAUCCCUUGCCAAAUUGUGGAGAAAGUGGAGCAGAUUCAGCAAAUAAUGGAACAGCUGCAGGUACAAGUUUUGCACAAAUUUAGAGAAGGAAAUCAGCUGACAGGUUUCCUAGCAAAUGCAGCACUGGAAGUAGAGAAUCAGCUGGAAUUCACUAGCUUUGAAUCACUGCCAAUACUAGGAAGGAAGAUACUAAAUUUAGACAAGGCACAAAUUCCAUCACUGAGUAUCAAAACAAGGAAGAUUCAGCCUACUUGA
Lycium barbarum (goji berry) is the source of this 1491-nucleotide messenger RNA. RefSeq lists its product as uncharacterized. The record is from RefSeq and is a predicted model, not a curated record. The transcript has a single exon. Lineage: Eukaryota; Viridiplantae; Streptophyta; Magnoliopsida; Solanales; Solanaceae. Gene Ontology annotation, molecular function: nucleic acid binding; RNA-DNA hybrid ribonuclease activity. Bases 1 to 1491 code for a protein of 496 amino acids.